CAAGCAUCAUGUCUUCCUUCUGGAAGGGAGAGCCAAGUUGUGACUAUGAAACGAGGACGCCUCUGAGAUUCAAGGAAGCCUUCAUCAAGGCGUCCUUUAUCCUUGAGAUAAGGAGGGACUAUGAAUACGGGUGUAAGGCUUGCACUGGCUGACGCUGAACGGCAUUGAUAUCGCAAAGAUCCAACGAGUGGUGGGGAGACUAGGUAGCUUAUUACGGUUCUCAGCUCUUUGCUGCACGUGAAAAUGCAGCUUAACGUGCGCAUGCGCGUCAAGUAUUUAACGAUCACAGCGACAGGGACUAUUUAAUUUGUGGACAGAUUGUAAAUCACCACCACCACCAUCACCAUCACUACCGCAUUUGGUCUCCUCUCUAAUUUCAAUACGAUCAUAGCAAGUCUUGAAGAAUGGUUGAAACAGGAUUGCCGUCAUUUUUUCAUUUCGUAUGGUUAAACGAGGUUAAACCUUAAUGCUUACAUACCUGUACGGCACGGAUUGGAAGAAAAUCGAGUAUUUCAGAUGCGGACUGUAGAAGUGAGCUGGUAACUCAAAAUACCAAAAGCUUGCACGAAUAUUACAAGAAAACCAGCAAAAAUGUCCAAGCGGCCAGCUGACAGCGGAGAUUCGGGUUCUCAGCCUCCUAUAAAAAAAGUCCAAUUUGAACCGAUAUUAAUCGGACCAAUAUCCACCCUUGAAGAGAUGGACAUGAAGGUUCUUCAGUUUCAGAAUAAGAAACUAGCUCAGAGGUUGGAACAGAGACAUCGAAUGGAAGCUGAACUGCGCCAGAGGAUUGAACAGCUAGAAAAGAGGCAAACUCAAGAUGAUGCCGUACUGAAUGUAGUUAAUCGAUAUUGGAAUCAACUUAAUGAAGAUAUAAGAGUUCUUCUCCAAAGAUUUGAUGCAGAAACUGCUGACGAGUCUGAGAAUAAAAACGAAAGCGAAGCAACAACCUCAUUUCUAAUGCAGCUUUCGUCCUGGGACAAAGAAGAACUUGACGAUAAAUUGGCAAAUCGCGUUCAAGUUUCUAAGCGUGCUGUUUCCAAAGUUGUUCAGGCAUUUGAUCGGCUCUCUCAGCGCAAUGAAAAAAUCACAUUAGCUCUUAAAGGCGAGUUUGAGGGAGAGGAAGCCCCAAACAUCGAUGAUGUCGUUAAGAAAGCCAAUGCUGAAAUUCAAGCAGAAAACCGAAACUUACAAGCUAUCAAUAUACAGCUUCAUGAAAAAUAUCAUACCAUUUCCCUCAAGAUGUCCGAGCUGCAAGAUACUAUAACUGGAAAAGAUACGUUAGCUGCAGAAUUGAGAAAUCAAGUAGACGAUCUGCAAUACGAAUUGAAUAAAGUGCGUUCUAGAAACGACAAGCUGGAACAUCAUCUCGGAGAGGCUAUUGAAAAGUUAAAAGCCUUCCAGCAAAUUCAUGGUUCUGAUGAUAAGGGAUCUAACAAACCAAGUACUAUGGUUGCUUCUAGUGUUUCUCAGACCAAGGUCGAAGAUCUUCAAAGAGAAUUGGAAGAAACUCGUGAACUGGCGAAUAACAGGCUGCAGGAAUUGGACAAACUACACCAACAACAUCGAGAUUCACUGAAAGAAGUUGAGAAAUUAAAAAUGGACAUUCGUCAGCUACCUGAGUCUGUCAUUGUUGAAACAACCGAAUACAAAUGUCUUCAGUCUCAGUUCUCGGUUUUGUACAAUGAGUCUAUGCAGUUAAAGACACAGCUGGAUGAUGCUCGACAGCAGCUUCAAUCUAGCAAAAAUGCUCAUCUCCGACACAUUGAAAUGAUGGAGAGCGAAGAGCUGAUGGCUCAAAAGAAACUGCGCGGAGAGUGUAUUCAGUUGGAAGAUGUUCUGGCCCAGCUGCGCAAGGAAUACGAAAUGCUUCGCAUAGAAUUCGAACAAAACCUGGCAGCCAACGAGCAGACCGGACCUAUAAAUAGAGAAAUGCGACACCUUAUAACUUCUCUCCAGAAUCAUAAUCAACAAUUGAAAGGGGAAGUGCAUCGCUACAAGCGGAAAUACAAAGAAGCAUCUGCAGAAAUACCGAGACUAAAAAAAGAAGUGGAGGAGGUGACAACUAGAUUGGGUCAGCAAACUGCGUUAGAAAACAAGGAGGGCAGUAGCUCCGACUGCAGCGGAAAGGAAGAAGAUACAUCCGGCUCACUCCAAGGAUCCACUCAGGUGCGCAGUGUUAUCAAGGAAGAGAGUGGGAUGGCAAUCAAGAGAGAGACUGGAGCUGACGAAGACGUUGAGACUGUAGAUGUCGCAGAGGGAGAUGCUAGCAAAGGGACCCCGGAUUCUCUUACUCUAGCUUCGCCAACUCUGAAAAAGGAGAAGGACACUAAAAGAGAAAAGGAUGUGAAGAAAGAGACUGUGAAGACUGAGCACCGGGAGCCUGCGCAUCGUACCAAGGAAACUAAGAUCAUGGAGUCAGAAUUAGUCAGAGAUCUCAAGGCUCAACUCAAAAAAGCUGUAAAUGAAAUGAAAGAAAUGAAGCUUUUGUUGGAUAUGUACAAAGGGGUUGGCAAAGAACAACGAGACAAGGUACAACUGAUGGCUGCUGAGCGGAAAAUUCGGGGAGAAGUUGAAGAACUCCGCCAACAGAUAAAGAAGAUACAGUGCACGAAUAAUCAACAGGAAAGCAAACGUGAGGAACGUAAAAAACUAGCAGAUGAAGAUGCACAAAUCAAAAUAAAAAAAUUAGAAGAGCAGGCCUACACUUUGCAAAGACAAGUAGCCUCGCAGAAACAGAAUUGCGUCUGGCUGCAGGAGGAGGAGGCCCUUCUCAACGAAAUGGAGGUUACUGGCCAAGCGUUUGAGGACAUGCAAGAGCAAAAUUCAAGACUCAUACAGCAACUGAGGGAGAAAGACGACGCGAAUUUCAAAUUGAUGACGGAACGAAUAAAAAGCAAUCAGCUCCACAAGCUGGCCAGGGAGGAAAAGGACGUUCUUAAGGAACAGGUCAUCACUUUGACUACGCAAGUAGAGGCUGCUAACGUAGUUGUAAGGAAACUGGAGGAGAAAGAACGAUUGCUACAAAAUUCCUUGGCCACAGUAGAAAAAGAACUGGCUCUCAGGCAGCAGGCAAUGGAAAUGCAUAAAAGAAAAGCCAUUGAGAGUGCCCAGUCAGCAGCUGAUUUGAAACUUCAUCUUGAAAAAUAUCAUUCGCAAAUGAAGGAAGCACAACAAGUUGUCGCAGAAAAAACAAGUUCCUUAGAAGCCGAGGCUUAUAAAACAAAAAGAUUGCAGGAGGAAAUAGCACAAUUGAGAAGAAAAGUGGAACGUAUGAAAAAGAUCGAAUUGGCGGAAACGUUGGAUGAGGUUAUGGCUGAAGAAUUGCGCGAAUACAAAGAGACUUUGACUUGUCCAUCGUGUAAAGUAAAGCGUAAGGAUGCAGUCCUCACCAAAUGCUUCCAUGUUUUUUGUUGGGACUGUUUGCGUACUCGUUACGAAACACGUCAACGUAAAUGUCCAAAGUGCAAUUGUGCAUUUGGUGCCAAUGACUAUCACAGACUUUAUCUGUCAACAUAAGAAAAAAAAAAAAAAAAAACGACAGCAAAAUUAUCCAUGUAAAAUUUUUCACAUUCUAAUUGAUGAGACGCUUAAAAUGGCAUCUUAUUGAAGCAGAUCAUACUUUUUUUCCUCCAAUUUCUCUUACACGUAAUCAUAAUGUUAUUUAUUUCAACAGAUUCUCACCUAUUCAAAGCAUUUCCACCCAUAAUAUUGAUUGACAUCGUUACUUAUUACUUCUCUCUAUUGAUAUGAAGAACAAUUUUAUUUACUUGAUACGAAAUUUAUAUGCACAUACCUUAAGCCACGUCAUUGUCGUGUGAUAUUCAUUUAUAAAGAAAACAGAAACACAAAAAAAAAAAAAAAAAAAAUAAAUAAAAAUAAAAAACGAUAAACCAAUACCGGUACUUCCUUAAAGUGUCAGUAUGAAUUUA
Molecule: messenger RNA, 3929 nt
Organism: Neodiprion fabricii
Lineage: Eukaryota; Metazoa; Arthropoda; Insecta; Hymenoptera; Diprionidae
Gene: Bre1
Product: E3 ubiquitin-protein ligase Bre1
Exons: 17
Coding region: 592-3516 (974 amino acids)
Cellular component (GO): nucleus; HULC complex
Molecular function (GO): metal ion binding; ubiquitin protein ligase activity
Source: RefSeq, a predicted model, not a curated record